GUUAAUAAACAUCAGUACCGGUCGAUCCGGACGCGGAUUAGCUACUGAAAAGUUGAGUAGAGAGACUGAAGUGACGUCACCAAGUUCGGUGGGCCCAACCAUGAUGUAUGUUUUGCAUCCACACCGUCUAUCCAUUUGGAGAGAUCAUACUAGGGCAUGAUCCAUAGAAUCAUUCAGAUCAAAAUCUUGAGUGGACCCCACAAUAGAAAACAUUGUGGAGAGUAACGUUCACCCUUAAAAAGUUCCAAGGGCCACCAAAGUUUCCAUUGAAGCUGAUAUUUGUGUUUUCCCUUCUUUCAUGUAUGCGUUAACACAUGAACAUGUUGGAUCUCAAAAAAAAACAUCAUGGUGGACCUUCAGAAGGUUUCAACGGUGGGCGUCACUCUCCCCAGUGUUUUCUGUGGUGGGGUCAACUCCAGCCUUCGAUCCUCAUCAUUCUUUGGCUUAUACGCUAAAAUGAUCUCUACAAAUGUAUGAACGGUGUGGAUACAAAACAUAACCUGGUGACGUCACUUGAGUAGCGAGUCUCGCUACUCAACGUCUCAGUAGCUAAUCCGCGUCCAGUCGAUCCAGCUUAUUCUCUCUUUUCUUAACAGUUUCUCUUCCUUCCUCUCCUCAGCUUCUGAAAAGUGAAGUCAUAUAAACGGAGAUUUCACAGCAUUACUUUGAACGGUGCCUUCAUUUCAUUCCUCUGCUGCUUUCAAAAGCACCGUUACCUCCCAUCCAUCCAUUCAUCCAUCCAUCUAUCUAGAAUGGACCUGUGGGAAAUCAUUCUCUUCUUCUGGGCUCCUAUUUGUCGGCACAUCGGUUAUUUCAAAGACCUCAACAACAAUGUAGAGACUCUGAAUAGGAAAACGAAAAAGCUAAAACGCAAGCAUGAUGAAAUUCAAGCAGAAGUCGAGGAUGCUAUACCAGUCGGAAAGAGACAGAAAACCCUUGUGGAGAAUUGGCUCACGGAAGUCAGAAAUACCGAAAACCAAGUUGAUUCAAUAAGAUUGGAGCUGGCACUAAGGAGAAUAUGCACCGAUCACUCGUCUCGUUAUACAUUGGGAAAAAGGGUCGUUGAAAAGCUCGAAGACAUCAAAAAGCUCAACAAAAAGCUCAAAGCUAAAGGGGUCUUCGAUAAGGUGGCUGAGAGCAGUCGACAUCCAAGGGUGUUGGAAAAGCAAACAUCACUACCACGAGGACAACAAAGCACGUUUGAGCAAACCUUGGAGGAGAUAUGGCAAUGCUUAAACGAGGAAGAGAAUGGAAUCAUAGGUAUUUGUGGGAUGGGUGGAAUAGGAAAAACCACUCUCAUGAAAGAAAUAAACAAUAGGUGCACCAAUACCCGUGACUUCGAUGUCGUGAUUUGGAUAACUGUGUCCAAGGAUCUCAACUUGGGAUUAAUCCAAGAGGAGAUUGGAAACAGAUUGGGUAUGAAAUUCGACAGAAACGAAGAUAAGGUUGACAAGCUGUUUGCUCGGUUGAAGAAUCUUAGGUAUCUGCUCAUCUUAGAUGAUCUAUGGGAAUCAUUUAGCUUGAUUCAAGUUGGAAUUCCCAAGCCAGACAAGCAAAACAGAUGCAAGAUCGCGAUAACAUCCCGAUCCGUCGCAGUGUGUAAUGCAAUGGGGGCUGAUAAGUCUAUUAAAGUCAGAGCUCUUACGACUGAGGAAGCAUGGAAUUUGUUCUGUGAAACAUGUGGGGAUGCAGUUCUGUUAUCAGAAACUCGACCGGUAGCUGAGGAGGUUGCAAAGGAGUGCAGCGGAUUACCACUUGCGAUUAAGACAGUGGGUGGGGCCAUGCGUGGCAAGGAUAAGAAAGAGGUAUGGAGGAAUGCAUUGAGGGCAUUGGAAGGAGCAUCACCUGAGGUUUCAGGUAUGGAGCGUCAAGUGUUUCUUCCUUUGAAACUUAGUUAUGAUAGCCUAGAAAAUGAUGAGAUCAAAUCAUGUUUCCUGUAUUGUUCAUUGUUUCCGGAAGAUUAUCUUAUACCAAUAGAUGUGCUAGUAAGAUACUGGGCAAUGGAGGAAGGAUUCAUAGAAAAUGUGAAUAAUUUGGAAGAAGCAUCAAACAAGGGACAUGAUAUCCUUGAAAGAAUGAAGGACGCAUGCCUCUUGGAGAAAGUGUCUUGCGGAAAUGAAUUCGUUAGGAUGCAUGAUUUGCUCCGUGACUUGGCUAUAUGGAUCACUUCACCAUCGUCAUCGUCCAUUGAAGGCACAAAAUUCCUUGUGAAAGCUGGGGAGGGACUAGUGCAGCCACCAGAAGAGAAAAUGUGGGGAGGGGUUGUAAGGAUUUCAUUGAUAUGCAGUAAGAUAAAACAUCUCCAAAUUACGCCUGAUUGUCCUAACUUGGUCUCCUUGUUCCUCAAUCAAAACAGUCAAUUACGUACCAUUCACAGUAAUUUCUUCCAGCUCAUGCCAAAACUACAGAUCCUUGAUCUAAGUGCUACUGGCAUUGAAUCUCUCCCGAUGUCAUUGUUGCUAUUGGUGAAUCUACGUGUGCUCAGUCUAAGAUACUGCAAAGAUCUAGUGGAGGUGCCGCCGUUGGGAAAACUGAAGGAACUCCAAAUUCUUGAUCUCUCAGAAUCUGGCCUCAAAAACUUCCCUCAAGGCAUUGCAAGCUUGGUUAAACUCAAGAGGUUGGAUAUAUCAUUGACUUCAUUCACUACAAUUCCCUACGCUAUGAUAUACGGGCUUCCUAGUCUGGAGGAAGUAAGCAUGACGAAUUUGGAGGAACACGUGGACGGAGCUACUUUCAGUGAGGCUGUGAACAUGAAACGCCUGAGAUCUUUAAGUAUCAGUGUGUCCAAUCUUAAUGGCUUCAUCGCACUUGAUAUGUUCCAUCGAUGGUUUUCGGGUUUGACAAGUUUCCAUGUUACGGUUAAAUCUGCAUUUUGCCUGCCUCUUUCUAAUAAGCAGAUAAGCAUUGGUGAAUGUGACAAAUUCCCCUGCGGGAUUGAGGGGUUGAUAAAAUAUGCCUUCUCUUUAGACUUGUAUAAAAGCAAAGGUUUAACAAGUCUUUCUAAGUUCCAAGGCGAUUUAAAGAGCUUAAGAGAUCUUCGAGUCGAUGAAUGCAGUGAAGUGGAAUGCAUUAUAGACUGGAGAGAGGUUGGAGAUGAUGCAUUCCAAUGUUUACAGAGGUUGGAUCUAUAUAGUUUGCCAAACUUGGAGAAGGUAUUCGAUGGUGGAGCACCUCCUCCUCUGAACACAAGCCUGCAAAACCUCAGAAGAAUAUGGGUUGAUGAAUGUGAAAAGUUAAGGAGUCUCUUCUCUUCUAGUAUGGUAGAGCAACUACAUCAGUUAGAGGAGCUUACCAUAAUGAAAUGUUUCCAAAUGAAAGAGAUUAUAGCAGUAGACAAGCUGCCCCAUAAUUCAUUCCCAAAAUUACGCGUCCUAAGAUUGGUUUACUUACGAGAAUUAGAAAGCAUUUGUAGCCAGCGAUUUAUGUUUAUAUCUUUGGAAGAGAUGAAAGUAAUUUCCUGUCCUAUGUUGAAAAAGCUCCCUCUCUUCAGCUCAAGCAUCCAUGAAAUAAAAGGAAAUAUAGAAGGCGAGAGAGAAUGGUGGGAAGGAUUAGAGUGGGAAGACGAGAAGGCCAAGUCCCUCUACACCAGAAUUUAUAAGGGUCCCUGAUUUGCAGAUGAAGAAGCUUCCUCUCUCCUUGAUGUACAAAAAAGAGAGAUUUGCUGGAUAAUACCGGGAGGAGAACAUGAAGAUCCAAAGUCUCCCGAGAUAUUCCCAUGCUGAGAAAUCGGUCUGUUAUUGCUGUAUGAAUUAUUGCCUUUACAAGCAAUUGGGGACGUGGAUUGCGUGGUGUCGCAAUCUCAGUGGUUUGAUGACAUUGCAAAGUUCUGUGGGCGCUACCAUGAUGUAUGUAUUAUAUCCACACUGUCCAUUCAUUUUUUAAGAUCCUUUUAGGGAAUGAAACAACACAUCAGACAGAUCCAAAGAUUAAGUGAGACCACACCAUUAGGAAGUAAUGGAGAUUGAACACCCAUCUUCUUGGGGCCAAAGAAGUUUUCUAUCAAGCUGAUAUCUGUAUUUUCCAUUCAUCCUGGUACGUGUGACCUUAUGAGAAGUUUUGGAUGGCAAAUAAACAUCAUGGAGGACCCUUGGAAGAUUUCAAUGGUAGAAAUCAUUGUCCUACUGCUUUUGUGGUGUGAUUCCCUUGGGCUUUGAAUCUACCUCAUUUUCAUGCUCAUGCCCUAAAAUGAUAUCUAGAAAUGAAUAGACGAUGUGGAUGUAAUACAUACAUCAUUUUGGGUCCACAGAACAUUGCUACGUAACACGCCAGAGAGGUACGCAAUCAGUCUCCGGCAAUGGUUACCUCCGAACGUGUAAAAGCAUUUCUAGGAGCUCACUAUGUCUUUUAUAUUUAUUUUGAAGUUAUUGUUGUAUUAAUUACUGCUUUGGAAGGCUUUGUCACUCUCUGUUUUAUUUAAUUGCUGAGAAUGGUUUUUUUUUUUUUCUUUGUACUUUUACCGGAAAAUAAGCAUUUUUGUGGCUA
Messenger RNA from Magnolia sinica, 4482 nucleotides. RefSeq names its product probable disease resistance protein At4g27220. The record is from RefSeq and is a predicted model, not a curated record. NCBI's taxonomy places the organism in Eukaryota, Viridiplantae, Streptophyta, Magnoliopsida, Magnoliales, Magnoliaceae. Bases 753 to 3608 code for a protein of 951 amino acids. Gene Ontology annotation, molecular function: ADP binding. The transcript has 2 exons.